Anthostomella pinea is the source of this 960-nucleotide messenger RNA. The record is from the annotation of a GenBank genome assembly. NCBI's taxonomy places the organism in Eukaryota, Fungi, Ascomycota, Sordariomycetes, Xylariales, Xylariaceae.
AUGGCGUGUCGAAGCUGCAGAAGGCAGCUCACCGUGCUCGCCCGGCAAGCGAAAGCCGUCGCAGACACCCACAAUGCAGCACCAGCGGCGGCCCUCGGCCACCAGCAGCUGCUGUUCCGCCAGUCCGCACCGCCCACAGCCAUAUCACCCGUCGAGCAGAGGAGGUGCUUCAAGGGCACGUCGAAUCGGCCGGCGUCGAAAAUCAUGCAGGGGCUCGCCAGUGUCGUCAACCGGGUGUUCGUCAAGUCGGCCGAGCCGUACCGGGUCGUGAGGGCCACCGAGGACAUAUACAAGACGUGCGCGCGAGCCGCUGCCUACACUAUAUCUGUGGAGGACAUCAAGGCCGGGACGAUACCGAAGACGAAGGAGGGCGAGGACCUCGGAAAGGGUCAGGGGAUGUGGCAUGAAGACUUCGGCCUCGCCCCGACCUUCAGCACCUGGUCGCAGGUGACGAUGCUGCACAUGUACCUGAUCUUCGCGCGCGUGCGCAACAUGGAGCGCGACGCGGCCAAGUCGUGGCAGUCGCAGCUGGUGGACCACUUCUUCUUCGACGCCGAGGAGAAGAUGGACCUGGUGCACGGCAUCAGCUCGCGCGGGCUGCGCCACCGCUACCUCAAGGACCUGUUCAUCCAGUGGCGCGGCGUCAUCGCCGCCUACGACGAGGGCGUCAUCAAGGGCGACGCCGUGCUGGCCACCGCGCUAUGGCGCAAUAUCUACAAGGCCCGCGGCGACGUCGACGUCCGCCACCUGGCAGCCCUCGUCAGCUGGAUGCGCCGCAGCCUCAAGACGCUCGACCAGAUGCCCGACGAGGCGCUGUUCGUCAGCGGCGCUGGCGCGCUGAAGUGGCCCGCCAAGAACGAGUCUGCGCUGGUGGACAAGCCCACGAGGCAGCUGGAAAAGGAGUACGCGGAGUUGGCGCAGGAAGCCCCGGUGGUGAAGAAGGUCGCUGCUGCGAAAUAG